Messenger RNA from Drosophila rhopaloa, 1520 nucleotides. RefSeq lists its product as uncharacterized. Lineage: Eukaryota; Metazoa; Arthropoda; Insecta; Diptera; Drosophilidae. Bases 65 to 1345 code for a protein of 426 amino acids. The record is from RefSeq and is a predicted model, not a curated record. The transcript has 2 exons.
UUUUCGCACCAGCGGACGUACCACAGUAUCGAAGCGAACCAACGAAACCGCCAAACACUUGAUAAUGCCGCAUUCCAAGAUGCACUUGUACGCGGUGGUUGGGCUACUCCACCUGCUGACCUUGGGCAUCACUGCCCAGGAUCAGCUGAAAAACAAUACGAUAGUGGUGCAAACUCCGCUCCAGAACUACGAGAAGCCAACUCUGCGGGACUACGAGGAGUGUCAGGCGAACAGGGAUAGUUGUAUAAACGUGUGUGAUGGUAAAAUAUCCUGCGUAGAUGAAUGCCCAGUGUGUCCGGAACUGUACGAUAAACCCCUGAUGGUCCAGGGCAUUAACGAUACGGAUAUAGUGGCACCUCCACAAGUCCCUCUCAAUACCACCAACAUUAUUCGCCUGACCAACGAGAUCACCAAUAUUAUCAAGCACCAAAUCCAGAAUCGAAAUGAGGUUAAUGUCCAGGUGGAGCAAAAUGUGUCCCAGGUGGGUGGACGUUUUGGCUUGGGCUAUAGUGACCAGGGAUCCUGUUGCUAUGUGGUGCGCUUGGAUCGGGAGUGUGAGCACGAGAACGGCCACGAUUGCAGGGAGAAAAGCCGCCAACGGGUUUGUGGUGAAAGGUGUCAGGCAAGAGUGAUGUUGGCCAAAAGAGUGGUCCAAUGCGAUGCCGAAGAUACCGACAAAUGCCACGAGACCAUCGAAUAUGUGCCACGGAGGAGGAGAUCCCACUCAAAGAAGUCCAGCCAACUAGCGCCGUGCCAGUACCUUGGUAACACUUGGCCCUAUUUCACAUGUGGCCAAAAUCAAAGACAAAGUGUGGAGGUGGUUCAGCCGCCGAGGGUGAAACGAUCCACUUGCCAGCAGUGUCUCAAUAUGCCCUAUGGAUAUAUCCUGCAAAACGGACUGCCCGCCCAGUGUGCAGGUUGUUUCCAGGGAUUCGGAGCGCCUAUGCCUAUGUACAAUGCUCCUUAUAUGUACAAUCCGUAUAUGCCAUAUCCACCAUAUGGCAACUUCCCAUUAAAUAAUAACAACGGAAAUAAUAAUGGAAAUUAUCAUGGAAAUAGCAACGGAAAUAAUAUUGGAAAUAAUAAUGAAGACAAUAUCCUCGCAGGAUCAGGAGAUGAUGGGUGGAUUUUGUGUGACGAUAAUAACAUCGAGAAUUGCUUGGUAGAUAAAAAUAUUCAGGACUCGCUGCAGGGACCUUCUGCUCAUCAGGAACAGCCGGCGGAAAAUGAAAAGUAUCCUGACGACUAUGAUUAUGGCGUUGAAGUACAGCGAAGGAGAAGACGGCGACAAAACCCCAGAACCUUUGUGCGAUCCUCUUACAGCAAACGCAAUCGGAAAAAUUAAAUAUCAAAGCCAGAUAUAAUAAAAAACUAUUGAGAUUUUUUGCCAAACUUUUUGCCUCAAUAUCUACCAGUGUUUUUGGUAAACCAAAUCCAAGAUUACAGUAUAAAACUAGCACUACCAAGCUCGCCAUUUUUGUAUAAUACUUUACCCAAUAAAGGAUCUUUUUAAAACUUUA